AUGUCCCGCAAAGGCGUCGGCAUCGGAGCCUUUGACCGCUCCCGCCUAACCUCAGCCCACUUCGCCUCUCACGGGUCCACGCUGCGGGCGUCCAACACGGAAGCUCUGUCGACGCAGCUCAGCGUCUUCCGCUCCCUCCUCCAGCAGUUUGCCCAGACGCACGCCAAGGACAUACGGUCCGACCCGGCCUUCCGCGCCCAAUUCUCCCGGAUGUGCACGGCCAUAGGUGUCGACCCCUUAGCCUCGUCAUCGUCGUCGUCGUCGUCGUCGGCCGCGGCGGGGCUCUGGGCCCAGCUCCUGGGCGGGACGGUCAACGACUUCUACUUCGAGCUGGCCGUCCGCGUGGUGGAGGUGUGCUCCCGCACCCGGGCCGAGAACGGCGGGCUCAUCGGCCUCCGGGAGCUGACGGAGCGCGUGUCGGCCGGCAGGAUGGAAGGCAGCGCCGCCAUAUCGGGCGACGACGUCCGCAGGGCCGUCGAGACCCUGGCGCCGCUCGGGGGCAGCUACGCCGUCGUCCGCGUCGGCAGGAAGGAUUACGUCCGCAGCGUGCCGAGGGAGCUCGGCACGGACCAGGCCGCCGUGCUCGAGGCCGCCCACGUCCUCGGCUACGUCAGCGUCGGCUUGCUCGUCGACAAUCUGGCCUGGGAGUCGGCAAGGUGCAGGACCGUCAUCGACGACCUCGUCUCCCAGGGCGUGCUGUGGGUCGAUAAGCAGACCGGCGGGGAGUGGCAGUACUGGUCGCCUAGCUUCAUGGUCGAGGGAUAA
Molecule: messenger RNA, 765 nt
Organism: Geosmithia morbida
Lineage: Eukaryota; Fungi; Ascomycota; Sordariomycetes; Hypocreales; Bionectriaceae
Product: ESCRT-II complex subunit VPS22
Exons: 2
Coding region: 1-765 (254 amino acids)
Biological process (GO): protein transport to vacuole involved in ubiquitin-dependent protein catabolic process via the multivesicular body sorting pathway
Cellular component (GO): ESCRT II complex
Source: RefSeq, a predicted model, not a curated record